Molecule: messenger RNA, 13618 nt
Organism: Peromyscus californicus insignis
Lineage: Eukaryota; Metazoa; Chordata; Mammalia; Rodentia; Cricetidae
Product: zinc finger protein 709-like
Exons: 4
Coding region: 8978-10174 (398 amino acids)
Biological process (GO): regulation of DNA-templated transcription
Source: RefSeq, a predicted model, not a curated record
ACACACUGUUCAAGUUUGUUGAGAGCAGACUGGGGGUGGGGGCAUACUCCCCCUUUUUUCAGAUUCAAACAUUUAUCUCAAAUUUUCUCUACCACUUCUUAUCCUGGGGUAUGCUGGCCUGCAGCAGGGAGAAGGUUGUUCAGCAGUAGUUGUGGAUAUUAAAAAACAUGGUAAGCCGGGUGGUGGUGGUGGCGGCGGCGGCGGCGGCGGCGGCGGCAGCGGCGGCGCACGCCUUUAAUCCCUGCGCUUUGGAGGCAUCAGCAGAUGGAUCUCUGAGUUCCAGGCCAGCCUGGUCUACACAGAGAAACCCUGUCUGUCUUCAAAACAAAACAAAAAAGCAUGGUAACAUCUUUGUGAUCAGAUGGAAGGUAAACUGUUUCAAAAUCGCAGUGAAAAUAAAAAGCCAGAUGCUGAUGGCCUUAACAGUGCUUCCCAGUGUUUCUGCUGGAUUUUGUUUGUGUUUUUACUAUUUUAGUUUAAUUAAGAAAUUUUUUAUUCAUUUACAUACCAAUCAUAGAUCCCCCUCUUCCCUCCUCCCGCCCCUCCAGCCUUCUUCCAACCCACCCCCCACUCCUUCCUACAAGAAGGUAAGGCCUCUCAUGGGGAGUCAGCAGAGCCUGGUACAUUCAGUUGAGGCAGGUCCAAGCCCCUCCCCCUGCUUCGAGGCUGUGCGAGGUGUCCCACCAUAGGUAGUAGGCUCCAAAAAGCCAGCUCAUGCACCUGGGACGUAUCCUGAUUCCACUGUCAGGGGCCCCUUAAGCAGGUCAAGCUACACAACUGUCUCACUUAUGCAGAGGGCCAUUCCCGUGGAGGCUCCACAGGUGUUGGUCUAAAUUUCAUUUUUAUUAUUUUUUUAUUUUAUACAUUUGGGUGUUUUGCCUAGGUCUGUGUACCACAUUUGUGUCUGGUGCCCAGGAAGGCCAGAAGAGGGUACUGGAUUCCCUGGAACUGGAAUUAGAGAUGGUUGUGAGCUGCCAUGUAUGUGCUGGGAAUUGAACCCAGAAUAGUUCUCUUAAGCUCUGAACCAUUUCUCCAGCCCUUGCCCACCCUCACCCCCAGUUUGCUUCUUGACUGUGCUGCUCCAGUCUUCUGGAUGUUGUCAGUACCCCAUAAAAUGUUUUGCUCUUCACCUACCAAUUCUACCUACUGCUUGUUGUUUAUUGUUGUUUGAGACAGCGUCUCACUAUGUUGUGUGGCCCUGGCUGGCAUAGAACUCACUAUGUGUAUCAGCCUAGCCUGAAACUCACAAAUAUCCACCUGCCUGUGCCUGGCUUUUACUUUAUUAAAUUUUAAUUUUGUGUGGGUGUGUUUGUGUGUAUGUGUGUACCACAAUGUACAGAGGUCAUGUGGGUCCUGGGAACCAAACUCAGGCCAUCAAGCUCUGUGCCAUUUUACUCUAUUGUUUUAAUAUUGUUGAUCUAUACUUAAUAAAUAAAUAUGCUUAAUAAAGUCACUUCUAGAAACUGAGAAUGUGGUAUUACUUCAAAUCCAACUGUACUGAACAGAUGUGAGAGUUGGAUGAAGGUAAGUAAGGUGACAAACCCUCUGUUUAUCCACAUCUGUUUCCUGUGUCUGAAAGAUCUUGAAAUAACUGGUGAAGUGGCAGAGGGUGGUUCUCUUUGAAAGCAAAAAACUGCUAGAGGUAAAUGCUUUUUAAAUGUGAACACUGAAAAGCUUAGACUUUCUGAUUCUCUUUAAAUAUACAGGAAAACUCAUGGGUGAAAUUUUUUUUUUGUUUUGUUUUUUUGGUUUUUUUUUCGAGACAGGGUUUCUCUGUGUAGCUUUGCGCCUUUCCUGGGACUCACUUGGUAGCCCAGGCUGGCCUCGAACUCACAGAGAUCCACCUGGCUCUGCCUCCCGAGUGCUGGGAUUAAAGGCGUGCGCCACCACCGCCCGGCAUGGGUGAAAUUUUAAUGAAUACAGAUUUAAUGAACAUCAAUGAAUAUAAAAUACUUUGAGAGUUUUUUUUGAUAACAUGAAAGGACUUACCUUGAUGAAGAAAAUAAUGAAGUUAAAGCCUUAAGUAUCCUUUAUAUUUUUAAAGACAGGAUCUCUACUAUGUAGCUCUGGCUGUUGUAGAACUUGCUUUGUAAAGUAGGUUGGUAUCCAGUUCACAGACAUCCUCCUGCCUUUGUGUCCCAAGUGCUGGGAUUAAAGGCAUGUGCCCGCUGCAUGUUUGGAUGGUACUUUUAACUACUGUGUAAUAUUUGGAUAAAGUUUGGGCAAAAAACAAACACCCCCUCUCCCCAGGGUUCCUCUAUGUAUCCCUGACUGUCUUGGAACUCAAAAUGGCGGCCAGGCUAGCCUCAAAUUCAAAGGCUACUUGCCUCUGCCUCCCAAGUUCUGGGAAUAAAGGUGUGCACCACUACUAUUUGAACAAAAUUGAUCAAGCAUACAUUGGUGCUUUUCAGCCAGUCCUUGUAAUUGUUACUGAAAGCAGAUCAAUAGUUUCAUGGAUUUCAUAACAUCAGUGUGCUGAACCUUGACCUUUAAAAUUUUAAUGUAUUAUCUCUGUCUCAUCUUUUGUAUAUCUUUUUUAAUGAUUUAUUUUUAUUUUAUGUGCAUUGGUGUUUUGCCUGCAUGUCUUUGUGAGUGUCAGAUACCUUGGAACUGGACUUACAGACAGUUGUGAGCUGCUAUAUGGGUACUGGGACUUGUAUCCUCUAGGAAGGCAGCCAGUGCUCUUAACUUCUGAGCCAGCUGUCCAGUCCAUCUUGUGUAUAUCGUAAAUAAUUUAUUCAGACCAUAUCUUGUAUAAACCUUGAGAACAUUCAGCCAUCAUAGUCCUCAUACACAAAUUCUUUACUGAAAUGAGUUACAUUUUUAUAUUUUUCUAACAUUUUCUUUUGCUUUAAUACCAUGAGACAUAACAUUAACAAAUUUAUCAUCUGUUGUGAGAGUUUUCUCCCUUGGUUUGGGGAAGACUAAGUAAUGUCUGUCUUAUAAGAUCCCAGGGAGACACCAAAGUUCUGUUUCACCAAACUUUCGUCCUGAGGGAUCAGUGAGUUUAUUGGACUUAACUUACAGAGCAUGGAUGCGGGGGUUGGUGACAGCAGUACGGGUGAUUAGUGUGUUGAAUUUGUAUUUUACCACUUUGCUGAACAUGUGUAUGAGCUCAGGGUUUUGUGGUGGAGUGUUUAGGGUCUGUCAUGAAAGAUCCAUGUCAUUUGUAAUAGGGAUUUUUAAAAAAAAAAUUUUCCUCUUUGUAUCCCUUUCAUUUCCUUCUCAUAGUGCUCUAGUAAAGCGUCAAGCAUCCUGUUGAGCAGGAGUGGAGAAAUGGACACUGUUGACUUUCUUCUGACUCUGAUCUUAGUGGGGAUGCUUUGAGUUCUUCUCUAUUUGGCAUGAUUUUUUUUUUUUUUUAGCUUAGAUUUCUGUUUACCCAAUAACAACCCUUCUGUUUACCUGGCCAGAGUCCUUCUGUGUAGGACAUUGUCACCAGCACUGCCAUUUGGGGGCCUGCUUUGGACUUAACAAGAAGUACUUGCUCUUGUAAAGAACUUGAGUCCACUCACCAGCACCCACAUGGUGGCUCACCAUCUUCUGUCUGUAGCCCCAGACAUUCCAGGGGAUAGAUAUAACUCCCUUUUCUGACUUGACAUGCCCUAGGCAUACAUGUGGCACAUACACAUACAUACAGGCAAAAAUUCACAUAAAUAAAUUGAAAAAAAAUUAAGUCCAGAUUCUCUUUAAAAAUCCAAAGUCUUGCCAGGUGGUGAUGGUGGUGUACACCUUUAAUCCCAGCACUCGGGAGGCAGAGGCAGGUGGGUCCGGCAGAGGCCAGCCCAGUCUAUAGUUCAAGUUCUAGGACAGGCUCCAAAGCUACACAAAGAAACUGUCUCGAAAAACAAACAAACAAAAAAAUUGAAAGUCUUGGGCUGGACGAAUGGCUCAGCAGUUAAGAGCACUGGCUGCUCUUGCAGAGGACCUGAGUUCAAUUCCCAGCACCCACGUGGUAGCUCACAAUUGUCUGUAGCUCCAGUUCCAGGGGAUCCGACAUCUACAUAGAGACACAUACGUGCAGCCAAAAUGUAAAUACAAAAUUUUAAAAAAUCCUGGGUGUGGUGGCUCACACCUUUAAUUCCAGUACUUGGGAGGCAAGGCAGGUGAAUUUUUUUUUUAAGAUUGAUUUAUUUAUCAUAAUACAGUGUUCUGUUUGCAUGUAUCCCUGCAGGCCAGAAGAGGGCACCAGAUCUCAUUACAGAUGGCUGUGAACCACCAUGUGGGUGCUGGGAAUUGAACUCCGGACCUCUGGAAGAGCAGCUAGAGCUCUUAACCUCUGAGCCAUCUCUCCAGCCCCCUCUGAGGAGAAUCUUAAGACCAGUUUGGUCUACAUAGCAAGUUCAAAAAGGAAGAAAAAUGGUUUCUAAAUGGACUUGGUGGUACAAUUCUAGCAUAUGGUCGAGGCAAGAGAAUUGUAAGUUCAGGCCAGCCUAAGCUACAUAAUAAGAAAGUGUGUAUAUGUGUGGCCUUGUUAGAGGGGGUGAGUCGUAGGGGGUGGGCUUAGCGGUUUAGUGCCAGUGUUCCCUCUCUACCUCUUGCCUGAAGACUAAGAUGUGAACCCUUAGCUACUACUCCAUCCCCGCCCCUCCGCCCACAUCACACACAGCGCCUGCGCCACGCUCAUGGAGUCUAACGCUCUGCUAGGCUGCCUCGGUCAUGGUGGUUGUCACAGUAAUAGAAACAUAACUGAGACUUGAUAUCAGGAAGUCUACUGCUGCUGUGACAGACCUGACCGCGUUGAUCUUUGGAGGAAGGUGGAAGACUGGGACUUCUGAGGAGGAACGUGGCUGGUUGUGUAUUGUGAGCAGGGACUAACGGGAUGUCCUAACGUGAGCUUGCAAAACAGCAGUGCUGGGAGCGCUACAGACCGGAGGAGGCACGGCUCGAGGGGUUUCAGGAAGGAGCAAUGGUGGCAGCUGGGCUAGAGAUUAUUCUUGGGAUUUCUGGCAAAGAAUGCGGCUGCUUUCUGCCUUUGUCCUAAGAAUUUUCCUGAGACUAAAUUUAAAACUAAACAUUUUGGGGGUUGGGGAUUUAGCUCAGUGGUAGAGUGCUUGCCUAGCAAGUGUAAGACCCUGGGUUCGGUCCUCAGCUCUGGGGAAAAAAAAAAAAAAAAAGAAAAACUAAACAUUUUGUUGGUAGAGGAGAUUUCAGGACAGCCUAAGACAAACUUUGUUAUGUGGUUAUUAGAUCUGCAGAACUACAUGAAAAAGUUUUUUUUUGUUGUUGUUGUUUUUGUUUUGUUGUUGUUUUUCUCUUUGCUUUUUUCAGGACAGCCCUGGCUGUCCUGGAAACUCACACUGUAGAAACAGGCCAGCCUCCAGCCUCAAACUCAAGAGAUCCACCUAUCUCUACCUCUGCGUCCUGAGUGCUGGAAUGUGCCACCAUGCCUGGCCCAAAAAAAAGGUAAUAUUGACUGUUGUGUGGUUAUUACUCUUAUGCAGAUCUACAAUGAAAAAGAGCAAGUAGGGAAAAAAGAAAGAAAAACUAUAUAAUUUUAAAAAAAAGAGCACCAGGAAAUUUAAUUUUUAAGCCAAGGCUUGUGCUGAAGGAGAAAUGGAGACCAGGGCUGGGGAGAUGCCCCAGUGGUUAAGAACACUGGCUGCUCUUGCAGAGGGCUUAUGUUUGUUUCCCACAGUGUGCCAAUUCUCAGCCUCUGUCAAUCCUGCAGCCUCCAUGCUGCCAAAACUAAUACCACAUGGGAGACUCUUACAUAUUACCAAAAUCAGCACCCACACGGUAGCUCACAACCUUCUGUUACUCCAGUUCCAAGGGAGUAACCACAUGUACACAGACAUACAUACAGGGAAGAAACUCGUAUACAUAAAAAUAAAUUCUUAAAAGGGAGAAAAGCCGAGCAGCAGUGGUACACACUUUUAAUCCCAGCACUCAGGAGGCAGAGGUAGGUGGAUCUCUGUAUUAUAGGCAAGCCUAGUCUAUAGAGCGAGUUCCAGGACAGCCAAGGCUACUCUGUUUAAAAAAAUACGAGAGAGACAGGUGGCGGUUGGGUUCAAAGGAAGGCCUGGUCUGUAUGGGAUAAAGGCCUCAUUGUCUUAGUUCUAUUGCUGUGAAUAGACAGCAUGCCCAAGGCAGAAGAAAGCAUUUAUUCAGGGCUUUGUGUAGUUCAGAGUUAAGAGUCCAUGGUCAUUGUGACAAGAAGCAUGGCGACAUUCAGGUAUGGUGCUGGAGCAGUAGCUGAGAGCUUGCGUCUCAUCUGAAGUGGAGGGAGGGUGGGAGCGUGGGAGCGUGCUGGCCUGGUGUGAGUUUUUGACACACACACACACACACACACACACACACACACACACACACACCUCCUCCAACAAGGCCAUACGUAAACAAUCCAGCUGGAACCAAACAUUCAAGUAUAUGAGCAUAUGGGGUCCUGUCUCCCUCAAACUACCCAGGUUCUCUCAGGACAAGACUCCACCCAGCUAAGCAUCUAACAUGGAAAAAGGAAAAGUGUGAGGCAUUUGCUACUUCUAAAAAGCAACAAAGGAAAGCUGCUGCAAACGUGAUUCAGUGGUGCCAGGCUACAUUCCAAGAAUGCAGCAGAACUUGGCCAUGUUGACCAUUGUCCAUGUAGAGUCAUGAAGGUAACAUUGGUAAAGUGGUUAUGAAAUCUUCCUCUGUAGUUAUAGAGAGCCACUGAGGCCAGGUGUUGUAGUAGGGAAGUCCCUGCAUGGAGGCACUGAGAAGCCAUUCUGAGAGUGAAAGUGAAGCCUGCGUUUUAGUGGAGAUCCCUGAGUCAUGAGACAUCUGCCAAGGAAAGAUAAGGGUAGGGAAUGGAGCCAGCCCAAGAGAGAGUGUUUUGGGCAGCCUAGCAGGAAAGGUGGAACCGCUUAAGCCCUGACACUGGACAUGGAGCUAAAGGGUUUGGGGCUUGCUCUGCUAGGUUUUGUUCUUGCUUUGGUUCAGCAUUUCCUCACGGUGCACCUUUUCCUCCCAUUUGGAAUAAUAAUGCAUAUUCUGUGCCAUUGUGUGUUGGAAGUAUGUAAUUUGCUUUUUUACAGGGGUUACAGUUAGGAGAUUGCCUUGAGUUGUAGAAGAGAUUUGGACUGUUAAGUAGUGUUGAGACCAUGAAAGUCUAUGGAUAUAUUGUGAAUUCUAAUUGGUCUUAAUAAAAACCCGGAGUCAGAUAUUGGGGUGAAAGCUGAAAGAUCAGAGAAGCAGAGCAGCCAGCCACUAGAAAGAUUUCUUACCUCUAGGAAUCCUCAGACUGAAAGGGGAAAGCUCCUGUCUCCACCUUACCUUAUCACUUCCUCUCUCCACCCAGCCAUAUCCCUUCCUAUUUCCUCCUCCCAAGUGCUGGGAUUAAAGGUGUGUGCUACCACUGCCUGGCCUCUAGUGGCUAGCUCCUCACUCUGAUCUUCAGGCAAGAUUUAUUUGUUAAAGUAAAGCACAAACAAAAUAUUACCACAGGAGACUUCUGAGGUUGGACUGAAUGCAUUUUGUAUCAUAGUAUGGCCUAUGGGGGUCAGGGAGUGGAAUGUGGUGGUUUGAAUGAGAGUGGCCCCCAUAGGCCAUGUUUGAAGUUUUCGUCCCCAAUGGUUGAACUAUUUGGUAAGAACUGGGUAUGACCUUGUUGAUGGAGGUAUGUCAUGGGGGUGGUCUUUGAGGUUUCAAAAGACUUGUGCCAUUUCCAGUGUGCUCUCUGCCCCCUACUUGUGGAUCAAGAUGUGAAUUCUCAGCUGCUGCUCCAGCAACUUGUGGCCUAGCCUUCAAAGCCCCCUGGAACCAUAAGCUCGGUUAAACUCUUUUAUAAGUUGCUUUGAUCAUGAUGUUUUGUUAUAGCAAUAGAAAAGUAACUAUGAUAUGCAGCAAGCACUCCUAACCACUGAACCAUCUCUCCAGCCCCUAUGUUUUUAACAUCUUUAGUUAUGUGUAGAUGUUAUGUGUCUGCAUGUGUGAAUGUGCAUGUGUAUUGGCGAGUUUUAUGUCAACUUGACACAAGCUAGAGUUAUCAGAGAGAAAGGAGCCUCAAUUGAGAAAAUGUCCCAUGAGAUUGGGCACGUCUGUGGGGCCUUUUCUUUUUUGUUUUUAGAGACAGUGUUUCAGAUGUGUAGUCCUGGCUGUCCUGGAACUCGAUCUGUAGACCAGGCUGGCCUAGAACUCAGAGAUCUGCCUGCCUCUGCCUUCUGGGUGCUGGGAUUAAGGGUAUGUACCACUACCACCUGGUUGCAUUUUCUUAAUUAGUGACUCAUGGGGGAGAGUCCAGCCCAUUGUGGGUGGGGCAACCCGAGGUUCUGAGUCCUAUAAUAAAGCAGGCUGAGCAAGCCUUGAGUAGCCAGUAAGCAACACCUUCCAUGGCCUCUGCAUCAGCUCCUGCCUCCAGGUUCCUGUCCUGUGAGUGGCUUCCCUCUGGAUUGUGAUUCUGGAUAUGGAAACCAAACAAACCCUUUGCUCCCCUGUUGUGUUGGUCAUAGUAACUAACUAGGACAGCAUGGAUUGCAGGCCAAAGACGUUGGAACUGUAGUUGUCGGCAGUUGGGAGCCACCUGAUGUGGGUUCUGGAAACUGUGCUCUCAACCUCUGAGCUCUUUCUCCAGCUACCUCCAAUACCGAUUGGAACCAGGUCUGAAGUUACCCGUCUAGGUCUGAGGCACGAGGGCAAUUAUAUUGGACACUGUGUUGGUAACUAGAUGGUGUACAAGAACCAUCUGAUGCCGGUUAGACUGCAGCCUGCUGAGCUCACCAAGGACUAGAACAAAGUUCUGCUUAACCGUAUUAUCUCCCCUGAACAGGACCAUGUCUGUGCUGGAGCAAAAGGGCAGUCCAGAUAAACUGUGCCAGUUUAUCACUUCAGCGCCUGCUGUCACUCAGGAGUCGCUGGGCGGCUCUAGCCAAUCAGGGCUUCCAGGCUCACACUGUUCAAUGAAAAGCGUCGUGGGGCCGCGGGAGGCGGGCUCUGUCUGGUCGCCAUGCUGUGGACUGAGCUCCGCAGCUAAGGGAGGCCCCGUGGGUGUGUGUGCUGCGCUAUGCGCGCGGCUGCCGCGAUCUGUGAGGAGAGUGCAGGCGAAGUCGGACGCCGUGACAUGGCCUCAGUGAGCUUUGAGGAUGUGGCUGUGCACUUCACCCAGGAAGAGUGGGCUUUGCUGGAUCCUUCCCAGAAGAGUCUGUACAGAGAUGUGAUGCAGGAGACCUGCAGGAACCUGGCUGCAAUAGGAAACAAAUGGGAAGAGGAGAAUGUUGAAGACUGUUAUAAAAUUCCUGGAAGAAAUCUAAGAAGUUCCAUGUUAGAGACCCCUCAUGAGAAUACAGGAGAUGGUCAGGAUGAAGAAACCGUGAUGUGGAUAGCAGAUCUCCAUACAAGCAUGGCAGUUUUUCCCGAACUAACACAAUGUGAAUCCAAUAUGUGUGGAAAGAUUUCCAUGUGUCCUUCAUCUUCUCGUAGGCAUGCCACAUCUCACUCUCAUUAUAAACCACCUGAUCAUGAGGAAUGUGGAGGCAAUCAAUAUGACUUGAAUUCUCUCACCAGGUUUCAAAGGUGUAUGGGAGCUCACACUGGGAAUGGGCCUUGUGAAUGUCAGGUAUGUUUAAAAGCUUUCUGUUUUCCAAAUUCAUUAGGAAUACAUCAAGAGGCUCACAGUGGAAAAACACCAUAUCAAUACAAGGAAUGUGGGAAGGCCUCUCUUUAUACACACAGAGGAACACACACUAUGGGAAAACUUUAUGAAUGCAAUAUAUGUGGUAAAUCUUUGAGUUCUUCUACUUCCCUUCAAAGACAUGAAAUAAUUCACACUGAAAGACUCUAUGAAUGUACAUAUUGUGGUAAAGGCUUUAAAUAUCCCAAGUAUCUUCGAUUACAUGAAAGAAUUCAUACUGGAGAGAAACCCUAUGAAUGUAAACAGUGUGGUAAAGCCUUUAGAUUUCCUGGUGCCUUGCCGCUACAUGAAAAAAUUCAUACUGGAGAAAAACCCUAUGAAUGUAAACAAUGUGGUAAAGCCUUUAGAUUUCCUGGUUCCUUGCCAUUACAUGAAAAAAUUCAUACUGGGGAAAAGCCUUUUGAAUGUAAACAGUGUGGUAAAGCCUUUAGGCGUCACUAUCAUCUUCAGUUACAUGAAAGAAUUCACACUGGAGAAAAACCCUAUGAAUGUAAACAAUGUGGAAAAGCCUUCAGACGGCACAGUCAUCUUCAGAGACAUGAACGGACUCAUGCUCGAGAGAAACCCUGAGUGUAGAUAAUGUGCCAAAGCCUUUACACUUCACAGUGAUCUUCUGUCACAUAGAAGAAUUCAUACUGGGGAAAACAAAUGCUGUGGGUGUAAACAGUGCUGGAAAACCUUUAGGUUUCAUGAGUCCUUGCAAUUACAUGAAAUCAAUCAUAUUAGAUGCAAACCUAUGAAGUAAACACUGUAGUGAAGCCUUUAGACAGUCACUUCAGCUUCAUAAAGAAAUGUAUACUGGAGAAAGCUGUGUGACUGUGGACAUUGUGCUGAGGCUCUUAGAUGUUACACUUGGUAGUUACAAAAAAAAAUCAUUCUGGAAGAAAAUCCUCUGAAUGUAAAUAGUAUGGCUAAAAGGUCACAUAUCACAGUGUUCUUCAGACAUGGGUUCUUCAGAUGUAACCCAUAUGUGAGAAAAACCCUAUAAAUGUAAAAUAUAUACAUAUAUAAAUCCUUUGUAUAGAACAGAUCUCUUCAGUUCUUUCAUACUCAAUAAAACCUUUAAGGAUGUGAACAGUGUGGUAAAGGCAUCAUCUGUCAGUUUCAGAGACAGUGUUGUGUGGAGUGAUGUGAAAAAUAUUUACUUACCUCAGACAGGAACCAAAAAAUGAUUCUUCCAGAGCCCAAUUUGUUCUUGGUUUUUUGUUGUUAUUGUUGUUGUUUUUGAGACAGGGUUUCUCAGUAUAGCUUUGGAGCGUGUCCUGGAUCUUGCUCUGUAGACUAGGCUGGCCUCGAACUCACAGAGAUCUGCCUGGCUCUGCUAGAAUUAAAGGUGUGUGCCACCACCGCCCGGCCCCAGAGCCUAACUUGAUAAGCUAAUGAUUUUAUUAGGGUUACUUAUAGGACCACGGAGAACUCUCAAGCAGAUACAUCACCAAACCACCCACGCCAGCUUGAGUGUGGGUUACAGCCCUGUAAACCUGCACAACUUAAGGGCACUUGGCUGUUCAGAAAGUCUCUUCUCUCGGCAGUUGUUAGCUGUUCCAUAAUCUUGGGGAGGUGCUCUGAAUGUUUUAAGCUUUAGCUUUCUGGGACUUACAAGUUAAUUUGUUUACUUCCUGAAUCCAAUGCUUCCUCUUCCUUCCUAGGAGAAUGUUUCAAUUCAGAGGAUAUGGCUGGACAGCAAUUCACCCCUUCCUGUGACUCUUAACUUUUUUUUAAAUUACUUUUUGAGUCUCUGAGGUGCACCAUCAUUGUAAAAGGAUGUUUGCUCCCAGGAUGAACUGAGAGAAUAGUAGCAGUGGCCCAUGUGCAUAAUCGUGGACAUUUAUGAGGCACUUUGUCAGACACGUCACUUCUAUCCAUUAAAACAGUAGCAGUUGCUUUGCAGCUGGGGCCUGUGAAGUCUGCAGCCAUAGGACUUUGCCCUGGCUUAUGGUACCAGACAUGAGUUUCCUCCUGUAGAGUUUCAUUCAAUCCAAUGGGAAAGCUUGUUGUUGUACCCAUAGUAGUCAUACCAUUUCUGCACUGGCAAGCAGAGCAUGCCUAGCUUUUUGGCACCAUAACACACAGGUUCUACAGCUGAGCAACACUGUUAGUGAAAAUUCAUUCUCUGCAACCUGUAUAUAACACUCGUCACUAUGGAAGGUAGUCAGAAUGGAGGAAACCUCUUGCUUAGUUCCAUGCUGUUUUUUCAUGUCCCCUGUGGGAGAUCAGCUCCCGCCUUCUCCAGGGUCCCUAUGAGGAGGAGAGAGGGAUAAGAUAGACAGAAAGCGAAGAGGAGAAAGACAGAAACACAGGAUAGCUUCAGGGGGGACCUGAGUCAAAACCCAAUGGCUCCUUCUGCCUCUUCAAAAGGGCUUUUUAUAACCAUGCCAAGGGGCAGAGCAAAAGACCUCCCCCUUGCUAGAUCAAAGUACACUGCACAGCCAAGUGUAGACCCUACUAAACACCUUGUAACCAUGCCCAUGGUCAAAUUAUUCCCUAUGCAGCCCUGCUGGGUAAAGCAAGCUCAGAUUCUCAGACCCUGAGUAAGUCCUCACUAGGAAACCUCUGUGGGUCUCUAUAGUCCUGCUGCCAAAGUGCUUGUUAUCUUCAGCAUUAGGGUUUUAUCCUCUUAUUUCUGGCAUAUAACCAAGAGAAAUGGCAAUAUGGUUUGUGGGGCCUCAGGAUCCUCCUUGGCCAACAAUUCAUAUUGAGGUGGCAUACCCUUAACAGUGGGAUAGUCACUUAACAACCUUAUGGGCUUUGUGUCAGUAGGGUGCGUCCUGUACUUAAGCAGCUAAAAAACUGCUGUUUUACUAUCCAUUUAAAAAAAAAUUAGCCAGGCACUGGUGGCACCUUCCUUUAAUUCCAGCACUUGGAUGGCAGAGACAGGUGGAUCUCUGUGAGUUUGAGGCCAGCCUUGUCUACAGAGCGAGUUCCAGGAUAGGCUCCAAAGCUAUCACAGAGAAACCCUGUCUUGGAAAAAAAAAUUUAGCCUUGUCCCAGUAUCUUUUUUGCCAUAGGCCACAGCAAAAAUAUGAUGUAGAAAUUCAGCUGUUUAUGAUAAGCUAAUACUUGGAAGAAGCUAAGGGCCUUCCAGAGGAGUAAGCCAAAUCUCAGGGAGUAUCUGGUGUUACUCAGCUUUUAAUAUAUCAGUUUCCUGCUAUGGAUUUCUCUUGCACUCUCAUAAUUUCCCCAAGAAUGGUGUGGAUAAAUCAUUAGAUACUUGAAUAAAGGCAUGUAGGCAAGGUCUACUGCUUCUAGACCCUCAGCUUCUUCUUUAGCAUUUGAAUUGGAUGUCUGCCUUCUGCAAUUUCCCUUUAGCAAGCAUCCAAGGACAAACAUAAUAGCUGACCAGACCACCUGUUAGGCACCUGAGACCCCUGAAUUAAGGUAAACACCCUUAUGGAGACACCAAUUGGCUUUAAGCAUGAGUUAGGUGCAUAGCUUUGCUUCCUAUGCAAACCAAGCUCAGAUCUCCCUUCCUCUCACAGCCCUAGAGCAAUUUCUUAGAACAAAAAGGUUUUCUUCAUACCAGGUGCUUUAAGCUAUGUGACAAGUCACCUAGCUAUCGAGUAGUCCUCCCCCUGCCCUGCCAGAAACAGUGGCAUAGAAAAAUAAGGCAGUUUUAUUUUAGUGACUUAUAGCUUCUUUCACCUGACCACCUGUAAGACUGUCGGUGAGCGCAUUUAUGAUAGACUCACAAUGUUUCACCUGAUCACCUGUAAGACUGUAGGUGAGCGCAUUUAUGAUAGACUCGCAAUGUUUCACCUGACCACUGACAAGAAUAUAUUUUGAGCGCAUAAAUUCCUUUUCUGAUUUGUUCUAGCCCUUAUCUGACUCUACCUCUAUUUACUCCCCUUUUGGGUUGCAGAUGAAGUUGACCAUGGAGGCUCUGGUGGGGACCUUGAAAGUCUUGUAUUGAAUUGUAAACAUAAGAGUGUUGCUGUAUUGGGGAGAUAUAGACUGGUUCCCCGAGAGGACUGGGCAGAAUUAUGGUGGCAGAGGAAUAAAGUGGAUGGACAAAGA